AUGAAUCCCUCGUUGCGAUCUCCCAACUCGCCAGGGCGGCAGCGGGUGCCAGCCCCUGUCCGCUACCGGCCUCCACCUCCGCAGCCUCCGUCCGAUGACGACGAAGAUGAUUCCGACGAAGACGAAAUGGUCCGCCCCGGUUCCUCCGGUAGCGACACCUCCUCCAAUGUAACAACCGUUUCAGCAGCGCCGAUUACGCCCGUCAAUCCGCAAAUUCCCUCUGGAAGCUAUUUCCCCCCUCAACCUCGCUCCACCACCACUUCGCCGCACGCUCGCCCCAUGCCAGACUCCUCUGGCCGUCGGCCUUCAGGCCGGGGUCCCUCGGUUGAAUUACCCCGGCAUCGCUCUCGCGUUCACUCGCAGGGCUUCUUCGAACCAUCCAUGCCAAGUGCCUCGUCCGAGCAUGUCCCCGUCGUGUCGGCUUCGAGAAUCGCUGCCCAGGCAGCAAUGCAACAGACGAAACGAGUGCAGAGUGUCAUGCCUGCGGAGGACACACGGCCACGGGGGAAUGGGAGCGCAUCGCCUCCGCUUAUGCCUGCUCCAUUGCGUGUCACUGUGCCUUCGCCUCAGCCCCCAACUUCAGCAAACGUGGCGACGACUGCUGCGAAUGUGGUGUUCCCGCGCGCCGGUGCGCAACCACCAGACCUACAACCGGAGAAACAGAAGAAGAAGAAGCUGUUUUCCAAACCGAAACAUAUUGGUAUUAGCCGGGAUAAGGAUUUGGGCAAGGAUCGGGGGCUUCCUUCUCCGAGCAAGAUCAGUAGCUUGUCACGCAUAGUCAGUGCGUCCACGACCAACCUGAAUUUGGCCGACUUGCCUUCGAACAACUCCUCAAUGUACAAUCUCUCCAAUGCCUCUGUGAGCACCGUCGUCCCUUCAGAUCGAGCUUCUGGUCCAGAGAAAGAAAAGGACAAGGAAAAGGAAAAGGAUAAGCACAAGCACCAUUUCUUGUCAAGACAGAAACUCAAACUCAAGGACCGGGUCGACGAUCAUUUCAAUCAGGUCCUGUCCUCGGCCUCGAGCAAUUCUCGUCCGGCCGAUCCAAAUGCUCCGCAAUCCCUCUACUCUUUCACAAGCCCUGCAUCACCGGCACCGGGUGCUACAUUCGGCAAGUCCGUCAGUGGUUUGGAUAUCUUACAUGGUGGACGAGCACUCCGCGAGAAGAAGAAAGAGGAGAAGGCUCUCGCGGAGUCGGAACAAUCGGAGUGGCUUGCCAAUACCGCCGGUGGGCCUACGACACCAGGUGGCUUCCCUGGCCCUUCCUCGAUUGGCAGUGCUGGUACAUACCACGAAUCUAUUCUCCGGGAGACAUUGCAAGGCUUCGGGUUGAACAACAUGACACCUGAAGAUGCGUGGGAUUUCCUCAAGGCGAAGCUGCUGGUCAUUUUCGAUGGUGAGGAUGUUCGCAUUGCCAUUGAGGAUUUGAACAAGCUGGUCCUAGUUCAUCUACAGCGCUGUGUGCAUAAAAGGACUCCUGCGUCUAUCAUUACCGACUUGCAAGAGUUGCUUGAAACUGGGUUCGCAACUCUGAAUCUCAGUUCACUUCUAGGAGUACCUGAUGAAAAGCUGGUUCCACAUCUUGUACAGAUCUGGCUCUUGGUAUUUGGCACGAUCCUGCCUUUUAUCCAGGCCGUUUUCCUUCCUUUGGAUCUCGAAUUCAAGGGUUGUGGAUCUCUGAUGACCAGGCGGGAAGCCCUUGAAUUUUGGGGUCCACUCCCUGUCGGUGGUGCACUCGAAGUGCGCAACCUGGUCCUGAUCGCCUUCCGUGACUGCAUCAUCCUGAACCGCUACGAGACCCUCAAGACAACAUUCUCCCGCCUUAGUCUGGACUCCAUCAACUCCGGAUUUCCAACUCUCAGCGUGACGGCCAAAAGCACCGGCACAGGAGGCCGUCCCGGUACCGCAGCCUCCCUCGAUGCCGGCUUUGGCAGCUUCAACUCGCAAUCCUCGACUCUUCUCAGCAACGUCGCAGACAGCUACUCUUCUGACGGGAUUACGAGUUUAGCCAACAACGCCCGUCCUACGAGCAGCAACUCCCGCAGCCGCGCUACAUCAAAUACAUCCUCAAACCCAGAUCCUUUCACCUUCCAGUCUGUUGCAUCGCCACCGGCACCCGCAGCACGGCCUACUAUCAUCCAUCGCGUCAACUCGACCGAUACCUCACACGUCAUCACAGAAACCGUAGGUCGUAUGCUGCAGUGUGUCAGCGUGCUCGCCAGCGUUCAGACCGCCGAUGCCUCCCAAGAGAAGAUCGAGAUUCUCAGUAAAGCCCUGAAACACAACUGGCUCGGUCGUGGUCGCACAGGCCGUGAUCGUCGUGGAUUCGUCGGUGCCAAGAUUCGCCCUGUCAUGGUUGGCGGCCCACCGGUCAUUGACGAUACAGAAUCUCUCACCACUGCCGGUAUCAGUAUCGGAACAAGCACCACAAGUGGAUCACGAGGUCGAGGUGACUCCGACUCGUCAGAAUGGAGCGCCGGACUACCAGGGAUGGGGAUGAGCAUGCGAAGCACGGGCAGAAGAGAACUGAGCGCUCUCUAA
Penicillium nucicola is the source of this 2538-nucleotide messenger RNA. RefSeq lists its product as uncharacterized. The transcript has a single exon. Gene Ontology annotation, cellular component: TORC2 complex. Lineage: Eukaryota; Fungi; Ascomycota; Eurotiomycetes; Eurotiales; Aspergillaceae. Gene Ontology annotation, biological process: TORC2 signaling. The coding region runs from base 1 to 2538 and encodes 845 amino acids. The record is from RefSeq and is a predicted model, not a curated record.